AUGGUCGAUCUGGACACGUAUUAUAUCCCGAUUUUCUUACAUAUAAUCACAUGCGAAAUAUUAUAUAUGUUAUUAAUUGUCUCACAAGACGUCUUAUAUCUGACGUUUGUGCAAUAUUGUUGCGGUCUGCUCGCAACAUUGAGGUAUCUCUUGGAAGAUACGUUCGCAUUUCAAGACAAUGACGACGAUACAACAAAGAGAGUUGCACGCGAAAGUCGAUGUUACGCGAACGUCGUUUACAGUAUUCGAAGACACACCGAGGCGAUACAAUUUAUAAAUAUCAUGGAGUCGUUAUUUCGGCUACCUCUCUUUCUACAUAUGGGUUGUAUCAUCUCCGUCAUAAGCGUCGUAGGAUUCCAGGUAAUAACAAACGCCGAAGACAUGACCAUCCUUGCGCGGCACGGCAUUUAUUUUUGCGGGGCUGUAAUCAACGCGUUUUUUGAGAAUUGGCAAGGUCAGAAAAUCAUCGAUUACAGCGAGAAGGUGUACGAAUACGCUUAUAAUACGCAAUGGUACGACAUGCCGAAUGCAACGAAGAAACUUCUAAUAUUGAUCAUGUUAAGGAGCAUAAAGCCAUCGCAAAUAACGGCCGGUAAAUUCAUCGUGAUGUCGUAUGUGAAUUUCAACGCGGUAAUGCGAGCAUCGUCAUCGUACUUUAUGUUACUACAAUCCAUGCAAUAAAUAAUUUCG
This is a messenger RNA of Odontomachus brunneus, 690 nucleotides long. Its product is annotated as putative odorant receptor 85d. The transcript is spliced from 6 exons. The record is from RefSeq and is a predicted model, not a curated record. Bases 1 to 681 code for a protein of 226 amino acids. Gene Ontology annotation, cellular component: plasma membrane. Gene Ontology annotation, biological process: detection of chemical stimulus involved in sensory perception of smell; sensory perception of smell. NCBI's taxonomy places the organism in Eukaryota, Metazoa, Arthropoda, Insecta, Hymenoptera, Formicidae. Gene Ontology annotation, molecular function: odorant binding; olfactory receptor activity.